UCCCGCUCUGGCCGCAGAGUCUUGGCCGCUCGCUUGGUUCGCCUUGGCCGCAGGACUUGUUUUUUGUUGUACCACAAGCGAGUUUGGCUUGGCCCCGAUUAAAACAAACGUGUCUUUGUGCCCGAAGCCCAGGUCCCACGUCGCAGUGCAACGAUGUCUACUCCGGGUGACCAAAACCCAUAACCCAUAACAGUUGCAGGCUGCAAAGUGGACUGACUCCGUCAGGAGUUUUUUGGAAAGCCCAGUAGAUAUUAUAAUAUUUUGGCCGAGGUGGCGCACAGGUGCAGGUGCUCCGCCCUAUUUUGAGUCCUUCUGCAGGCUGACACACAAAUAAGAUAAAGGGGCAGCAGGAGUUGGCUCGCACCAGUCCAGGAAUGUGAAUCAAGGAUACUCCAACGGAAUGAAAACAUAAAUCCAAAUACAGCCAGCUUUCCCGCUUCGGCACUGCCUCCUCGAAUCAGAAAAUAAAAAUUAGAAAAAAAUAAAAACGAAAGGGCCUAACUGGAUAUAGAAUCCGGCGGAAUGAGGGUGGGAUCGGAGGCUGGCUACGAUGGCCACGACUACGGCGCCGAUGACUCCAUGGGCAUCUCCCACCUGGACUGGCCCUUCCUCAUCAAGGGCAUCCUGGAGGGCCAGACAUGCACCCCCACGGCUCCGGAGCCCCUGGCCGCCAUCCUCUGGGCCAUAUUCGCGGUGUUUGGAAUAGUCUACGCCCUGCUGGGGUACCGCUGUCUGCGUGCCGUGGGCUUCCUCAGUGGCCUGAUGGUCGGCGCCAAUGGCAUCUUCAUCCUACAGGACUUCCAGAUCACAUUCCUGGGCAAGCCGGCGGACUCGGCUCUGGCCAUAGUGGCGGGCCUGUUAGGCGCCGUGCUGGGCUCCACCUACCCGGUGGCCUCCGUUCUGAUCAGCGCCUUUGCCGGAGCCCUGCUUUCCGGAGCGGCGAUGGCUGUGUGCGUGGCCACCAUGCCGGACAAUGAGUUUGGGUACCGCGAGAUUUACGUGGCUGUGGUGGGGGGAGCUGUCAUCUGCUCGGUGCUCACCCUCUGCUGUGUCAAAUACGUGACCAUUCUCACCUCUAGUAUUGUGGGCACAGCCAUGAUAAUCGGAGCCAUUGAUUUCUUUAUGCACGGCCUGGAGACCAUCAAUUGGAUCCUCAGCAUGCGUCCGCAUCCUUCGCCGCCGCCCUGUUACGGUGGGCUGCUGAUCGCCGCCUGGCCCGUCACCAUUGUCCUGAGCAUCAUGGUCCAGUGCUUCAUCACCGCCUGGCGUGUGGACCACAGGAAACGCGUCUACAUGCGGCAUCACAACCAUCCGGGUCACAGCCACGCCGCUCACCUGCCCCACGGCCAGCAACCGGCGGGGCCCACCCACGCCCAUGCGCCUGUACGCCGUUCGCAGUCCCGAACCCGGGAAACCCGGGAGGAGGCCAGGCAGCGCAAGUUCCGCUACCUCUACCAGGUGCGCACUGCCCGUGGGGACAUUAUUUCGCAGAACUUCGUGUCUGCCCUGCAGAAGCGCAUCCAACUGAGCGGCACCGAGACGCCGUCGGAGCGCUCCAUCAAGAGCAGCUCCAAUGAGCGGAACACGUUCCGCAGUGACCGCACCCACUUCACCACCAUCCACGACCCGGACUCGGAGCUGUGCGACAAGAUUGAGAUCGUCCGUGACAUUGGAUAACAAACAAGCAAUAGCUACAUGUAACUAUACCCGUAAGGGGGCUACGGGCUGCGGUACUUGGGCACGGAUAGGUCUCACUUGGGUCGGGGGGCAUAGGAUAUAGGAUCGGAAGGAAGUUCUGGGAGUCUAACAAGUACGGUUGCAUGUAGAAAUUGUAGAAACGAGCACAAAGUGCUGAGACGACAAGAUCGUGACAGAAAGUGGCAAGUCAGUGGGGAAGUGGAAGCUUUAAAUAUCGGGAGAUAUAUGCAUUUUGGAGCUGGAGUUUCGGGCUUUCCAGCACGAAGAACGGGAGGAGUCAUUGUAGUCUUUAAGAUGUGUGCACAGUUAGAAGCUCUAACUUAGGAUCUAAGACGAUUUUGUUCUCCUCUUACAUACUCGAAUGUUACUAAAUAUACGCAAAGAAAAAAACAUUUAACACUAAAAUCAACUUAUAGACCACUUACACUAAUUAUAUAUGUAUUCGUGAGUGUGACGAAUCUAAGAGUCUAAGAAUCUAAUCUCUAAGUUGACUUCCGGGAGUGAUUGCAUUGUAUUCCUUGAAAACCGAACACUAUACAGAAUACUAGUUACGCUUCUACCACUAACAUACAUAUAUAGAAAGGCAACCGCAAUUACUAAUCAGUUCAUAUCUGUGUUAUAAUUAUACGAUACAUAUAUCAGUGGCGGGUUCUAGACCUGCGUUUCGUUCCAUUUCCACUAUAAAAUAGGCCUAAGCAUUGCGUUAAAAACUCUAUUAAACCAAUAACAUAUACCUAUUAAGUACAAUAAACAGGAAAAACAGCUAAAACCAGAAAGAGAGUUACGUUACGGGAAGGAGUUACGUUUCUCCCAUGAUGUCAUACCAGGAAAGUCCUGUCCAGGCUUUUAAAUGUGUACAGUUGAAGCUGCAGCCGGUUAGAUUUAGACUAGAAUUAGCACUCGAUAAGCCAAACAGUUGAGCCAUUCACAGUAACACUCGAGAUGUCGCAGCAUGUACAACACAGCAAACUAAUUGCAUAAUCAGAAACCGGAAAUACCAAGGAUCCGCUCUAUCAACCGUCUUAUCAAGCACUUUCAGCACGACUGCUGGACUGCGAUGCAGAUACAGAUCUAACAGAUACAUGUAUAUUUAUUUUAAACUCCAAGACCCUUGAAAACUGCGGUACAAAAUCGAAUGAACUCCAAAAAUAAUGAUUCGUGCGUCGAGGCAUUUAAAGUUUAGUAAUAGAGUAAAAUAACAGACAUAAACAGAAUUCUAGAGCCUUAAUGAAGGAUUGGACAUUGCGUUUAAACAGUACUUUAUGAAUGGUUUUCAAAAGAGGAUAUAUAUGUAUUAAAAUAAACUGUUUUCGGGUUCCUGUUUUUUGUUGAAGAUUCAGUUUCUAGAAAUUGCUGCCGUCCGCAAUUGUUGAUUUUAAACCAUCCCUCUCCAUAAGUUGUUAUUCCUUCUCAAAGACUCCUAAUUUAAUCGGUUUAAGGUCAAAACGGUGUCCUUUCAAAUAGCGAAUUUUCGGCUCAGCAUUUAAUAGAAUUCUUGUCAGACAAGGGCUCAAAAAUUCAAUUUAAAAUAUGUAUUCUGCAUAAGGGUAAUGAUAACUGCGUACUAAAGUAGUAAAAAUCUAAAAAGGGUCUUAAAUUGCAUAUAAAAUAUAUAUGUAUACACUAAUAAAACAACAUUAACUAUUUAAGGCUAAACGAAGGCCAAAGAAAUUUAAUAAAUUAUGUUCUGGAUAGACGUUUCGGAGCUUUGAUUUUAAAAUAAAGAUUCAACAGGGUCUCCAGCGUCAAAAAAAAAAUAAAAUGAAUUAACAAAAUUGUAAUAUUUAAAGCAUAUAUUAAAUAAACGAUGCAGGCCAAAGAAGUAGUUUUCUUUUGGAAUAUGUUUGGGAAUGCCACCGAUUUUUUAGAAAUGGAGUUCAGAAACCAGUUGAAAGGUCCUUUCCGAAGUUUUUCGACCCAAUUUUCUUACAAAGAGACCAUCAAUUGUUUUACUUCAAUUAUUAUUCGAGUAAGUAGAAACUACUUUUAAGAAUGCGAUUAUUAGGAAUUCUAAUUCAGAUUAUUCUUUGAAGUGAUCUCGUUUUUGUCGGAUUGGAAGACCUAAAUACAACAAAAUUUGGUUGUUUUUAGAAUCUAGUUUUGACUAAAUGGCCUUACGUUGAAAAAUACGCAUUUUUGCAAAAAACUGCAGACUUGCCCGAAGCCCGAUAUUGUUGAUGAACUUAUGUUUAUUAACAAAAACCACCAUUUUUUGACUGUUGACCAUUGUCCAUUUUUAAGACUGUUUUGAUCUCU
Messenger RNA from Drosophila bipectinata, 3954 nucleotides. Its product is annotated as transmembrane protein 198. Gene Ontology annotation, cellular component: plasma membrane. The record is from RefSeq and is a predicted model, not a curated record. NCBI's taxonomy places the organism in Eukaryota, Metazoa, Arthropoda, Insecta, Diptera, Drosophilidae.